This is a messenger RNA of Dendronephthya gigantea, 1454 nucleotides long. RefSeq names its product glycoprotein 3-alpha-L-fucosyltransferase A-like. The coding region runs from base 47 to 1243 and encodes 398 amino acids. The transcript is spliced from 2 exons. The record is from RefSeq and is a predicted model, not a curated record. Gene Ontology annotation, molecular function: alpha-(1->3)-fucosyltransferase activity. NCBI's taxonomy places the organism in Eukaryota, Metazoa, Cnidaria, Anthozoa, Malacalcyonacea, Nephtheidae. Gene Ontology annotation, cellular component: membrane.
ACGCCUAAGUAUCUUAAAUUGCGUUGGACAGGACUUCAAUAAUAUAAUGCUCAGAUCUUUUGGAAUUGUAUCCAAGAAACCGGUGGCGUGUUUCAAAUCAUUUGCGUUGGUAUUUCUUGCCCUGCCUGGUUACCUACUUUACAUAUUUCAUACGAGCGACAAAUAUGAGAAUAAUAAAAAUGUUUUUCCAAUCAAAAAUCAAACGUUCACAAUUCUUAACUGGUGUCCAACUUUCUUCAGCAGUGAAAUGCGUGAACCGGUUAACCUUUAUGUCGACAACUGUUUCAUAACAAGAGAUAGGUCACUACUUGAUGUUAGUGAUUUUGUUGUAAUAGAUGUGAGAGAAUUAGGCGGCCACCUCCAAUAUAUGCCACAAAGUCGAUCAACAUGGCAACGAUGGAUAUACUUCAACGUAGAGUCGCCGUUCCAUGCCAUUCUGAAACCUGUUGGUUUUACAAUGAGCGAUUUUAGGGGGAAAUAUGCGUUCAACUGGACAAUGACUUAUCGUACGGAUGCUGAUGUCCCGAUGUUACACGGUUGGAAGCUGAACAAAAGCGAGAAUGAGAAAAAAGAGACAGAUAUAGACGGCAUUGUGCGAAAUAAAACCAAACUUGCAGCUGUAUUAUUGAGUAAUUGCUAUUAUGUAAAAAAUGGAAGAGGUCAGUUUGUAAAGGAGCUACAAAAAUACAUGGAGGUCGACGUCUAUGGGAAAUGCGGUGAUGAAAAACUAAAAUGUGAAGGGUACUACAUUAACAAAGGCUGCGAGAAAAUUAAAACUUACAAGUUUUAUCUAGCAUUUGAAAACUCGAACUGCCGCGACUAUAUUUCUGAGAAAAUGUGGAUGCAGGGAUUUGAUAACUAUGCUGUCCCAGUUGUGAUGGGCGCUUACAAAGAAGACUAUAUAGAGCAUGUUCGUGUACCUCCGAACUCAAUCAUUCAUGUUAAUGACUUUGAUUCGCCAAAGGAGCUGGCAGAAUAUUUGAAAAUGCUGGACAAAAACGACACAGCUUAUAGAGAGCUGCACAAGUGGCGAGAAACGUACAAAGUUGGUUAUGAGUUUCGUUUCAUGGGCACCUACGCAUGGAGUACCCUAUGUUCAAAGCUGAACAAGCUGAACAGUAAAUUCAUCGAGGAACCAAAGUGGCACAAAACCAUUACAGACUUUGAACAUCCCAGCAAAGACUGUUAUCUGCAUAAGUGGGUGAAAAAACAAUGCAAUAAUAACCCAUAUAAUUGUCGUUAGAGGAACUUACACGGAAAGUCCGAAUUAUUGGAUAUUAUGGCGAUUUUACCUCAAACUUGUCCUCAUACUGAAUUCACUUGCAAUUUUAUUUAUUUACCAAUGACUUGAUUUGGGCGAAUUUAAAUUCAAAAUCAUAGGAUGAAAGGAGGCUUCGUUGCGGGCAAAAAUGGCCCUAGAAUUUGGCAUCAUCAUUGUCAUUAUUCUUUAUCAA